AUGACUGAAAAAGGUAAUGAUGACACAUUCGAUGAGUUUACUUAUAAAGAUGAAGAAUUAGAUAAGAUCGAUAGAUAUUAUAUCAUAAAAUCUUCUAACAAUAAAAUUGAUCUCCAUAAUAACCCAUGGAAGGACAAAGUUAGUCUGGCCAUAUAUUCAACCUUAGUUGAGAAGGUACCUACCCAAAAAGAAGAAGAGAAAACUGAGCCUACCAUGAUAAAACAGUUAAAAAAAUUUGUCCAAACUAAUACCUUGAAUAAAAAAGAGAAAGAAAAGGCCUGCAUCUUUAUUAAAGAAAAGAGCUAUUUGCUCACAAUAGGUCUUGAUAAAUUAGGAACAACUAGCCUCAUAACUCAUUAUAUAGAUACUGGUGAAGCUAGACCUAUUAAGCAGUAUUUUUAUAAGACAUUCUCUGAUAAGCAAAAAUUCUUGGAUAAUAAGUUAGAGUCAUUGGAAAGACAAGGGUUAAUUGAAAAAUCUAAAAAACAUUGGAUUAAUAAAAAGUAUAGUGAUGCAAAUGUGUUUUUGCAACAACAUGACUCUCCAGAAGUCAGUAGUAAUAGGAUAGAAGUAGAUAGUAUUGAAAAUGUAGAACUAAUUGCUUAUCAUUAUAAUGACAAAUUGAAUGAUAAGAAGGAUGGUAAGAACAAUAACAUAAAAUUGAAAGAAUACAUAGAGUUAAGAAAUGAUGCAACAGAAAGCAUAACUACCAUUGAGGGAAAUAUAUUAGGAAUCCAAGACGGUCUUAUGGUAAACUAUACUAUAUAUAUUUCAACUCAACUGAAUUCAACCAUUAUGCCCUAG
Cetraspora pellucida is the source of this 804-nucleotide messenger RNA. Lineage: Eukaryota; Fungi; Glomeromycota; Glomeromycetes; Diversisporales; Gigasporaceae. The record is from the annotation of a GenBank genome assembly.